Molecule: messenger RNA, 1533 nt
Organism: Eremomyces bilateralis CBS 781.70
Lineage: Eukaryota; Fungi; Ascomycota; Dothideomycetes; Eremomycetales; Eremomycetaceae
Product: WD repeat-containing protein
Exons: 1
Coding region: 1-1533 (510 amino acids)
Biological process (GO): regulation of DNA damage checkpoint
Cellular component (GO): nucleus
Molecular function (GO): protein binding; DNA binding
Source: RefSeq, a predicted model, not a curated record
AUGGCCCGCGCCUCCACCACCCCCAUCAGCGACUACGAGCGCCAGCGCCAAGAAAAAAUCGCCCAAAACCAAGCCCUCCUUCGCUCCCUCGCCCUCGACGCUGCGUCCGCCGGCCUGGGCCCGUCGCGUCCGAAUAAACCCACCGCCCCGUCAUCCUCGAAGCGCAAGACAGCUCCGAAGAAAGAGAAGGAGGAAGUUGUUCCGCGACGCGUGUCAUCGCGCCUUCGCGGGAUCGGCGCAGAUAGCGAGGCCGCGAAGCGGAAGAUGGAGGAGAUCGAUGACGGGAGGCGGGCGGCAGAGCGGGCGAAGCGGAUGAGGGUGAGUGGGGAGUUAAAAUUGGUGGAUGUGAAUGUAGGAGGGACGGGGUGGGAUGGGGGUUUUCCGGAGCAGUUUCAGCGGACGUUCACGGUGGACGAUGUCAAAGAGACGGCGGAUGGGGGCUUGAGGGAGUUGCGGGAGCGGAUGAUGGGGCUGACGCUGUGGGGGGACGUCGAGCCGAAUCGGAUUAAGCUGACGCCGGAGCGGGUGUAUUCGCUCACGUUUCAUCCCAAUCCGGAGAAGCCGCUGGUUUUUGCGGGCGAUAAGUUGGGGAAUCUGGGACUGUUCGACGGCGCUCAGGAGCGUCCCGCCGAUAUCAAAGCAGAGGAUGAUGACGACGACGAGGUGGAGGAGGCUCCCAUUGCCGUGACCACCUUCAAAAUCCACACAAGGACCAUCUGUGCUAUGCAAAUAGGGCCGGCAGAUUCCAAUAAUCUGUAUACCGCUUCCUACGACUCAUCGAUCCGCGUGCUGGAUCUGGUGAAAGGAGUGGCGACGGAAGUAUACGCUCCCGCCGAUCCGGAGGUGGAGAAUGCGAUAUCAGGGCUUCAAUUAGUGAAGAGCGAUCCGAACCUUCUCUACUUCUCGACCCUCGACGGCGAAUUCGGGAUGCACGACCUUCGCACCCCGAUGUCCGAGACGAACGCGCUCUACCAGCUCUCCGAGAAGAAAAUCGGCGGGUUCUCCGUGCAUCCGAAUAAGCCGCACUUCCUGGCGACCGCAUCUCUCGACCGCACGAUGAAAUUGUGGGACUUACGGAAGAUCAGCAAGUCCCUUCCUGCGUUGGUUGGGGAGCAUGCCAAUCGGCUGAGCGUUUCGCACGCGUCGUUCAAUUCCGUGGGGCAGGUCGCAACCGCAUCCUACGACGACACCGUGAAGAUCUACGAUUUCGGAGCGUGCGCAAAGUGGUCGGCCGGUCAUACUCUGUCCGAAGAAAAGAUGGAGCCGACGACCGUUGUGAAGCACAACAAUCAAACGGGGAGAUGGGUGACGAUCUUGCGUGCGCAGUGGCAGGCGGAUCCGCAAGAUGGCGUUCAGCGAUUCUGUAUUGGGAACAUGGACCGGUUCAUCGAUAUCUACACCAGCAAGGGCGAGCAAUUGGCACAGUUGGGCCACGACAGCAUCACCGCCGUCCCGGCUGUCGCGCAAUUCCAUCCGACGCGCGAUUGGGUAGCGGGGGGGAACGGGAGUGGCAAACUGUCUCUGUUUAUGUGA